AAUAUAUAUAGAGCAAUACUGGUACGAUUUUUCAGCCAGAUCAUUUAUUUCUUAAAAUAAAAAGAUAUAUUUCAUAAAAUAACUAUAUUUUAUCAUGCCUAUGCUUAAGGACCCCUCCCAAAAGUAUCAUAAGUUUCAACCUUUAAACUUACCUAACCGUCAAUGGCCAUCUAGAACCCUUGACAAACCACCAAGAUGGCUUUCCACUGAUCUUAGAGAUGGUAACCAAUCUCUUCCUGAUCCAAUGUCGGUGUCUGAAAAGAAGGAAUACUUCAAGAAAUUAGUGGAAGUUGGUUUCAAGGAGAUUGAAGUUGCCUUCCCAUCUGCAUCUCAAAUUGAUUUUGAUUUUACUCGCUUUGCCAUUGAAACUGCUCCAGAAGAUGUUUCCAUCCAAGUUCUUGCCCCAUGUCGUGAAGAUCAUAUUCGAAGAACCGUCGAAUCUCUUACUGGUGCCAAGAGAGCUACCGUACAUAUCUAUUUGGCCACCUCUGAUUGUUUCCGUGAAAUUGUUUUCGGUCUUACUCAACCAGAAGCCAAGGCACUUGCGGUGAAAUGUACUAAACUUGUCAGAUCUUUAACUAAGGAUGACCCUAAUCAACAAUCUACCAUUUGGGACUUUGAAUUCUCUCCAGAAACUUUCUCAGAUACCGAUCCAGACUACGCUUUAGAAGUAUGCGAAGCUGUCAAGGAAGCUUGGGCUCCUACAGACGACAGACCAAUCAUCUUCAACUUACCAGCCACCGUGGAAGUCUCUACUCCAAAUGUUUACGCCGAUCAAAUUGAAUACUUUUCUACUCAUAUUUCUGAACGUGAAAAGGUUUGUAUUUCUUUACAUCCCCACAAUGACAGAGGAUGUGCUGUGGCAGCUGCCGAAUUAGGUCAACUUGCUGGUGCUGAUAGAAUCGAAGGUUGUCUUUUCGGUAACGGUGAAAGAACCGGUAACGUUGAUUUGGUCAACUUGGCACUUAACUUGUACACUCAAGGUGUUUCCCCAGAAUUGGACUUUUCAGACAUUACAUCUGUGAUUGAUAUUGUCGAAAAAUGUAACAAGAUUCCAGUCCACCCAAGAGCUCCAUAUGGAGGUUCUUUGGUUGUUUGUGCCUUUUCUGGUUCGCAUCAAGAUGCCAUCAAGAAGGGAUUCAAUGUCCACGAAGAAAAGAAGAAGAAAGCCAAUGGAAAGAGUGUACGCUGGCAAUUACCGUACUUGCCUUUGGACCCAGAAGAUAUCGGUCGUACUUACGAGGCUAUCAUUCGUGUCAAUUCUCAAUCAGGUAAGGGUGGUUCCGCAUGGGUCAUCUUACGUAACUUGGAAUUAGACUUACCAAGAGGUUUACAAGUUGCCUUCUCCAAGGUUGUCCAGGAACAAGCCGAAGUUAAGGGACAGGAAUUAACAAAUGAAGAGUUGUGUGAAUUGUUCAAGGUUGAAUACUUUAUUGAUAAUGAACCUUCUAAGCAAAAGUAUGAAUUGAUCGAUUACUCUCUUUCCAACUCCAAGGGUGGUGCUAGAUCCAUCACCGUUGACUUGAAGGUUGGAGGUGUUGAACGUACUAUCGAAGGUUCCGGUAACGGUCCUAUUUCUGCAUUUGCCAAUGCCGUUUCCAAGGAAUUAGGUGUUGAGAUUGAUGUCAAGCAUUACCAUGAACAUUCCUUAGGUAAGGACUCCAACUCCCAAGCCGCCACCUACAUCGAAGCUUCUCACAAGAACAUCACCAGAUGGGGUGUUGGUAUCCAUGAGGAUGUUUCCCAAGCUUCUUUCUUGUCAUUAAUCUCCAUCUUGAAUGGAUUGGAUAGACAAAGUUAAAAUGUAUAUAAAAGCAACAAACGUGCCAAACACUACAAAUAAAAAUAAGAAUACAUAGUAUUAGAAACGCUCAAUAAAUCCAAUCAACAC
[Candida] anglica is the source of this 1891-nucleotide messenger RNA. NCBI's taxonomy places the organism in Eukaryota, Fungi, Ascomycota, Pichiomycetes, Serinales, Debaryomycetaceae. The record is from the annotation of a GenBank genome assembly.